Cydia pomonella (codling moth) is the source of this 1059-nucleotide messenger RNA. RefSeq lists its product as uncharacterized. NCBI's taxonomy places the organism in Eukaryota, Metazoa, Arthropoda, Insecta, Lepidoptera, Tortricidae. The record is from RefSeq and is a predicted model, not a curated record. The transcript has 3 exons. The coding region runs from base 196 to 885 and encodes 229 amino acids.
GACAUUGACAGCUGUCACACAAGCAGGCGAGGCACUGCCACGACGCUUAUGACAGUUACAUAUAAUUUUGUUUUCAUUUCGCGGCAUGUAUCGUUAAAUUGUUUAAAUACGAAUAUUUACGACUUUACAGCUUAUUCCAUUUGUAAAUAGUUCGGUAUAGCUUGUUUUACACGCGGUUUAUUUAAUUUAUUCACAAUGGGUGAUUAUCCGGACCCUGACGAAGAGUACGAGCUCAUGUACGCUGAUGAGCUGGAAAUGCUUCGUGAUGACGAAGAUAGUUCAGAUCACAAUGUAGUCAAGAAAAAACCAUUACCAGCUAAAAGAAGUCUGGAUUUCUCUAGUCCAACAGUAAAAAAGCAUCUGCCUACUUUCGCUAGUCAAAAUGUAGAAUCAGAAAACAUACAUGGUAUAAACUCACUGCCUUUAAGCCAGCCUACACAAAUUACACCUGUGAGUUCAAGUAAACGGACAGUAGAGGAUUUAUUUGGGGAUAUAGGGGAUAUAGAAGAUGAUAUUUUAUUACCUAGUAAGAAGCAGAAAACUGAAGAGGAAGAAGAUGAGGAGCUAAUUAUAAAGAUUCUAGAAGGUCGGAGACUGCGGCAGAUGCUUCUGGAGCCUUCUAACAGGCUUCAGGGUGAGGCGAAGCCCAACUUUAAUGUGAAAGAUAAUAUUUCUUUGGAUAUACCAAGAUGGGCUUUCAUGCCCCUAACCAACUCUGACGGAGACAUGUUUUAUGUAAGGUUAGAGUCUGAAGACUCAUGGGAGCAGUCACUGGAGAUGACGGAAGAGAGUGUCUCUCUGCAUGUCAACUAUGCAAACACAUGGACCGAGGCUCGGAAACUUGUAAGUAUGCAUCUAAUGUGCCAGCGCAAGAACCAUUCCUAGUCACAAUAACCUAUAUCAUAUGGAGUGUGGAUUUAAAAGGAGUGAAAUCUCUUAUAGUAGAACUGGUGCAAAAGUGUCCAGCUGUCAGCUAUAAAUAAUAGUUCCAAAUCUCUCCAUAGUAGCGCUAGGGUAACUAAGAACCUAGGCGUUAUUGAAGGAGUAAAGUGCACUGUC